AUGACUAUCUUUAAAACAUUAACAAAUUUAAAAAUAAAUAACAAUAAUAACACCAAUCAAGAAACCUUAUCAAAAACAUUUAAAAAUGAAAAGUUAAUACAAUCCCAAAAUGAUAACCAAAAAUGGAUUAUGCCAACUAUUUAUUACAGAUACACUGUUGUUCAAUUCCCAUAUAUUUAA
Dictyostelium discoideum AX4 is the source of this 180-nucleotide messenger RNA. RefSeq lists its product as hypothetical. The transcript is spliced from 2 exons. NCBI's taxonomy places the organism in Eukaryota, Evosea, Eumycetozoa, Dictyosteliales, Dictyosteliaceae. Bases 1 to 180 code for a protein of 59 amino acids. The record is from RefSeq and is a predicted model, not a curated record.